Messenger RNA from Rattus norvegicus (Norway rat), 6364 nucleotides. RefSeq names its product ER membrane protein complex subunit 1 (gene Emc1). The record is from RefSeq and is marked provisional. Bases 26 to 3007 code for a protein of 993 amino acids. Gene Ontology annotation, cellular component: endoplasmic reticulum; endoplasmic reticulum membrane; EMC complex. NCBI's taxonomy places the organism in Eukaryota, Metazoa, Chordata, Mammalia, Rodentia, Muridae. The transcript is spliced from 23 exons.
GGCGGGCGGUGCUUGGGCUUCAAUCAUGGCGGCGGCUGUGGAGUCCUGGUUCUGCCUCUGUGCUGUGCUACUUGUCCCUGCGGCCGCAGUCUACGAAGACCAAGUGGGCAAGUUUGACUGGAGACAGCAGUACGUUGGGAAGCUCAAGUUUGCCUCCUUGGAGUUCUCCCCUGGAUCCAAGAAGUUGGUUGUGGCCACAGAGAAGAAUGUGAUUGCAGCAUUGAAUUCUCGGACUGGAGAGAUUUUGUGGCGCCAUGUUGACAAGGGUACAGCAGAAGGGGCUGUGGAUGCCAUGCUGGUCCAUGGGCAAGAUGCAAUCACUGUAUCCAAUGGAGGGCGCAUCAUGCGUUCUUGGGAGACUAACAUCGGGGGCCUGAACUGGGAGAUAACUCUGGACAGUGGCAGUUUCCAGGCACUCGGGCUGGUGGGCCUCCAGGAGACAGUGAGGUACGUUGCGGUUCUGAAGAAGACGACCCUCACUCUCCAUCACCUCUCUAGUGGGCACCUGAAGUGGGUGGAGCAUCUGCCAGAAAGUGACAGCAUCCUCUACCAGAUGGUGUAUUCCUACGGCUCCGGGGUGGUGUGGGCCCUUGGCAUCGUUCCCUUCAGCCAUGUGAACAUCGUCAAGUUUAACGUGGAGGAUGGAGAGAUUGUUCAGCAGGUCAGGGUUUGGACCCCCUGGCUGCAGCACCUGACUGGAGCCUGUGGUGUUGUAGACGAGGCUGUCCUGGUAUGCCCAGACCCCAGCUCACAUUCGCUCCACACUUUGGCCCUGGAGACGGAGUGGGAACUGCGGCAGAUCCCCCUGCAGUCUCCUGACUUAGAAUUUGGAAGUGGAUUCCAGCCCCAAGUGCUGCCCACGCAGCCCAGCCCAGUGGCUCCUUCUCGGGCCCAGUUCUUCCUGCAGUUGUCCCCGGGCCACUAUGCUCUACUGCACUACCACCACGGCGCCGUGACUCUGCUCAAAAACUUUCCCCAGGCCACACUUGUCAGCUUUGCUACCACAGGGGAGAAGACAGUGGCUGCAGUCAUGACCUGUCGCACUGAAGUGCAAAAACCUGGCAGUGCUGGAGAUGGGUCUGUGGCGAGCUUCCCUGAGACAUCUGGUGCACAGGACUCUCUGGCUUGCUUCAAUCAGACCUACACCAUUAACCUGUACUUAGUAGAGACAGGUCGGCGGCUACUAGACACUUCGAUUUCCUUCAGCUUGGAGCAGAAGGGCACUCGACCUGAGCAGCUGUACGUCCAGGUGUUCUUGAAGAAGGAUGACUCGGUGGGCUACCGGGCCUUGGUGCAGACACAGGACCAUCUGCAGCUGUUCCUGCAGCAGCUUGCCGGGAAGGUGGUGUUGUGGAGCCGAGAGGAGUCCCUGGCAGAAGUCGUGUGCCUGGAGAUGGUGGAUCUCCCCCUGACUGGGGCACAGGCUGAGCUGGAAGGAGAAUUUGGCAAGAAGGCAGAUGGCUUGCUGGGGAUGUUCCUGAAACGCCUGUCUUCCCAGCUCAUCCUGCUCCAGGCCUGGACUUCCCACCUCUGGAAAAUGUUCUACGACGCUCGGAAGCCCCGAAGCCAGAUUAAGAAUGAGAUCAACAUCGACACCUUGGCUAGAGAUGAGUUCAACCUGCAGAAAAUGAUGGUGAUGGUAACAGCCUCAGGCAAGCUCUUUGGCAUCGAGAGCAGCUCUGGCACCAUUCUGUGGAAACAGUAUCUGCCCAAUGUUAAGCCGGACUCCUCCUUUAAGCUGAUGGUCCAGAGGACUACUGCCCAUUUCCCCCACCCGCCCCAGUGCACGCUGCUGGUGAAGGACAAGGAAACAGGAAUGAGCUCUCUGUUUGUCUUCAACCCCAUUUUUGGCAAGUGGAGUCAGGUAGCUCCCCCAGUGUUGAAGCGCCCCAUCCUGCAGUCCUUGCUUCUCCCGGUCAUGGAUCAAGACUAUGCCAAGGUGUUGCUGUUGGUGGAUGAUGAAUACAAGGUCACAGCUUUCCCAGCUACUCGGAAUGUUUUGCGACAGCUACAUGAACUUGCCCCCUCCAUCUUCUUCUACUUGGUGGAUGCCGAGCAGGGGCGGCUCAGCGGGUAUCGGCUUCGCAAGGAUCUCACUACAGAACUGAGUUGGGAGCUGAUCAUCCCCCCAGAAGUGCAACGGGUCGUCCAGGUGAAGGGGAAGCGCAGCAGUGAGCACGUGCACUCCCAGGGCCGGGUGAUGGGGGAUCGAAGCGUGCUCUACAAGAGUCUGAACCCCAACUUGCUGGCUGUGGUGACGGAGAGCACGGAUGUCCAUCACGAGCGCACCUUUAUUGGCAUCUUCCUCAUUGACGGUGUCACUGGCCGCAUUAUCCACUCCUCUGUGCAGAAGAAGGCUAGGGGCCCUGUCCACCUUGUGCAUUCAGAGAACUGGGUGGUGUACCAGUACUGGAACUCUAAGGCUCGGCGCAAUGAGCUGACGGCCCUGGAGCUCUACGAGGGCACUGAGCAGUACAAUGCCACUGCCUUCAGCUCCCUAGACCGACCCCAGCUGCCCCAGGUCCUCCAGCAGUCCUACAUCUUCCCUUCCUCCAUCAGUGCCAUGGAGGCUACCAUCACCGAGCGGGGCAUCACCAGCCGGCACUUGCUCAUUGGGCUGCCUUCUGGAGCAAUCCUUUCCCUCCCCAAAGCCUUGCUGGAUCCCCGGCGCCCAGAGAUCCCAACAGAACAAAGCAGAGAAGAGAACCUGAUCCCGUAUUCCCCAGAUGUCCAGGUCCAUGCAGAGCGAUUCAUCAACUAUAACCAGACAGUCUCUCGAAUGCGAGGCAUCUAUACAGCGCCCUCAGGCCUGGAGUCCACAUGUUUGGUUGUGGCCUAUGGUCUGGAUAUUUACCAAACUCGAGUUUACCCAUCCAAGCAGUUCGAUGUCCUGAAAGAUGACUAUGACUAUGUGCUCAUCAGCAGUGUCCUUUUUGGCCUGGUUUUUGCCACCAUGAUCACGAAGAGGCUGGCACAGGUGAAACUCCUCAAUCGAGCCUGGCGGUAAAAUGGGAGCAUCCUGCCAGAGUGGAGCCUCGGGGAAGAGAGACAGCUAAAGAGAUAUGGCCAUGGACUGUUGGAUCGUUGAGAUUGGGUUGGGUUCUUGUCUCACUUAAGUUUUGAGGAAGAAGAUGCACCUUCAUGUAGAACUGCUUUGGGAAUACGGUGACCCACACAGUCCUUGUGGGUCAGAUACCCACCUCAGCGAGGACCUCCAUGCAUUUGAUCACUGCUCUGUUUCCUGUAUGUGCCCAUCCAUGGAUGCUGUGGGUGUUUUGUCUUUGUUUUUUUCCUUCUGUGAGAUCUCAGGUUUCUUUCUUCUGAGGCUGUUUAAAUUGACUUUCGUUAUCCUUUUGUGUCUCCAGUCUUACUAGACAUACUCUGACAUCCUAUUCUCUGCCUCUUGCUUUCAAGCCUGAUGGGUCAGCUCUGCCUUUAAGGUGUGCAUGGCUGCCUGACUGAUGGGGUGGAUGCAGGAACGUUCUUAGCCAAGGUCUGAGGGUUUCUCCCUGAAGUAAGAGAAGUUAGGGAGUGAGAACUAAUUUUAACCAAGUUUUCAUUCCAGCCACCAUUUUUUUUUUCAACCUAUUAAAGCCAAGCACAUAACAGUAAUUUGAUUUUUUUCACCCACAACCUAUAAUUUUUCUCCUGAGUAUAACAAGGCUAAAACCUUUAAUUCUCUGUCUGUCUGCCUGUCUGUCUGUCUGUCUUCCUUCCUUCCUUCCUUUCUUUUGGUUUUGGGAGACAGGAUUUCUCUGUGUAACCCUGGCUGUCCUGGAACUCUCUCUGUAGACCAGGCUGGUCUUGAACUCAACAGAUAUCUGCCUGCUUCUGCUUCCCGAGUGCUGGAAUCAAAGGUGUGUGCUACCACCUGCCUUAGGGCAAAGGCCUUUUAAAGCUACCAGAUUGUCUGCACCAUGGUGAGAUCGUGAGGUCCCAGUACGUCAUAUCUCAUUGUCCCUACAGGCCCCUCUAGACAUCCUAUAGCCCAGCUGGAGGAAAGGGUCUUUGUUAAAACCUUAUUUAUUCUUGAUUGGUUUUUUUUUUUUUUUGAGACAGAGUUUUGCUCAGUAAUCCAUGCUCGCCUCAAACUUGCUAUUCUCCUGCCUUAGCCUCCCAGUGUUGGGAUUGCAGGUGUUUGCCAUCAUGCUUGGUAGUGGGCAAGUUUUAAAUUUCAUUGGUAUAAUUUUCUAUGUGGCAUUAGGCAUAGAAUCCAAGGUCUCUCAUGCCAGGCAAGUUCUCUGCACUGAGCUCUCCAUAAGGCGAGCCGUGAGGGCUGUUAUUUUUCUUAAGUAGUUUUAAAAUCUUACUAAUUUAAGUUUUGGGGGGAGGGGCUGGAAGGAGGAUGCUGGGACUCGAACCCAGGGCCUCAUAUGUUAGUGCACACUCUACUUCUACUACUGUGUUAGAGCCUCAACACAUCUAACCUUUUUACUUAUUUUAUUGGGACGGGGUCUCACCAUGUAGCCCUGGCUGGACUAGAACUAGUUGUAUAGACCACGGGUGGGCUUUUGUGUGGGGUGUGUGCAUUCCUGCCUGGGGCUUUUGUGGGGCGUGUGUGUGUGUGUGUAUGUGUGUGUGUGUGUGUGUGUGUGUGUGUGUGCGCGCGCACGCACUCUUUUCUGUGUGUACUCCUAUAUGGGCUUCUGUAUGCUGCACAGAAAGAAUCCUAAGUUUUAUCUUGUUUGUGAAUUUGGUGACUGACUGAUUGUUUUUUUGAUGGCUCAGCGGUUAAGAGCGCUGACUGUUCUUCCAGAGGUCCAGAGUUCAAUUCCCAGCAACCACAUGGUGGCUCACAACCAUCUGUAAUGGGAUCUGAUACCCUCUCUGGUGUGUCUGAAGACAGCUACAGUGCACUUAUAUACCUAAAAUAAAUAAAUAAUUCUUAAAAAAACAAAAAAACAAAAACAGAAACAAAGAGAGAAGAGGGACGGCAAUGAUGACCAUGCUCUCUGAAUAAAGCUGAUGAUCAGUGACUUUGCCUCAGCUCUGUUUUGUGUCUUCAGAGUUCACUUCCAAGCUACUUUUGCAUCCAAAUUAAAAAAAAAGAAAAAAGAAAAAAAGAAAAGCCAGAUGUGGUAGCAUACCCCUAUAAAAGCAGCAGUUGAGAGGUAGAGGAGGGAGGGUCAGAAGUUGAAGUGUGUGACUGAAGUCGAAGGGUAUCUUCAGCUACAUGCUCAGCCUAGGCUAUAAGAAACAGUGGUUACAAGUAUCUGCUGCCUUUUCAGUUCAGUUCCCAGCACUCGCACUGGGCGCCUCACAAGCACCUGUAACUCCGCCUCAAGGAGAUUCAGCAUCCUCUCCCUGCUCUGCGCGUACACAAAUGCAUGUACAGAAUAACUUUCAAAAAAAUCAGGGAAAAAUGGAGCUAUUUAGGGCAACAUGCCAACAUCCUUGUCAGCGAUAACCAGUUUCCUCUCCUGGGUUAGUGAUCAUCUGUCACUUCCAGUGACAGGCCCUAUACUGCUGGCUUUGUAAGAAGCGGCCUGGGAGAAGGCAUUGGGACCCAUUCUGCUCUAGUUUUGUUUUGUUACAAGGUCUCACCUUGCAACUCUGACUGGCCUGAAUGAACAGAGAUGCGCUUGGAUUAAAGGCAUAUACCCUAGACUCCAAGGAUAGUCUUGAGAUAGAGUGGCUGGAAUUUUGUGCAAGAUAAGUGAUUCUCACCACACUAUCCUGUUUUGUUUGCUUUAAGAUUUAUUUUUUAUGAGUGUUUCCCCUCAUUUGUGUGAGUGCCUGGUGCCCAUGGAGGCCAGAAGAUGUUGGAUCCUCCAGGAACUGGAGUUAGGGAUGAUUGCGAGCCACCAUGUGGGUCCUGGGAACUGAACUGAGGUUUCUGGAGGAUUUGCCUCCUAUAGUGCCUGCCAGGUUUCUACAGUACAGUUAGUCUGCAAGACUAUUUUUCCUACUUAUGUGCCAGAAUCUUAAAGGGGUAAUGGUCAGGAAGUGACCCUUUAUGAAGCUCCUGAUAUUUCACCUUUAACUAAUACCAUUUCACCAAAGCUGCUCAAAGCAGGAGGCUCUGCUAAGGCCAGGGGAAUGGAGAGAUGGCUCAGUGGUUAAGAGCACUGAUGCAGUACUGAUUGCUCUUUCUGAGGUCCUGAGUUCAAAUCCCAGCAACUGCAUGGUGGCUCACAACCAUCUGUAAUGAGAUCUGAUGCCCUCUUCUGGUGUGUCUGAAGACAGCUACAGUAUACUUAAAUGUAAUAAAUAAAUCUUAAAAAAAAAAAAAAGCCAAGGCAUAGGUGAAGUCUUAACUUUUCUCCUAAGUCCUGUGUAGACCAAGCUUGCCUUGAAUUCACAAUGCUCUGCCUUCUCAACCUUGAGAUUAAAAGUCUGGGCCACCAUGCCUGGCUUCAUUUUU